AAGGAGGGAGUUAUAAAAGAGUGAAAAUUAGUUUGUCUUGGCUCAACUGUCUUGUAUGCUUAUUAUACUGCUGCAAUGACGGACUCCUCAAAGACACUACUUUGGCUUUAUUAACUGUCUUUCCUACUCUUUACCGUCCCAUUCUUUUGUCUACAUUUUUUUAUUUUCUCUUUUGAUGAUAGACUACUUCUCUUCUCUCUCAAUACAUCUUCUUUUCUCCAAUGGCGCAAAUUCAGAAGGAAAAAUAUGUACGUGCCAGAGAUGACCCUUAUUUCGAUGGAAUGCGAAGAGGUGAGACAGCAGUUAUCAACAAAAGAAGUGGUUUAGACAUCCCUAGAAAAGUCACUAGGAAUGACAUAACGAGGUCAGCCUCUGAUGUUGGGAGCCGAGGAAAGAAAAAGACUAGUGUGAGAUUAUCUGAAAAUGAUGUUUAUAAUGAUAGACGUUCUCCUAAUUCAGCUUCGAAAAGGAUACAUGAACCUCUUGGUCGGUCAUUAUCUGUGAGGUGGUCAGCAGCAUCCGAAUUGAAUUCCUCUCCAGUGGGAAGUCCUCGGUCUGGUUUGAAGGUUGAUCUGCAUGAUGUAGACGAGUCUCCAGUGCAGUCUAGUCCAAAAUCAUCUGAAGCAAAGGGAGAGUACCACUCACCUGGUGGCUUGGCUUUGACUGCCUAUGAAAGAUCUUACAGUGUGACCAAGAAAAGUAGAGCUAUAUCCGACAUUCCACUCCCUCCAUCUGCAGCAUUGUUCUACUGUGGAAAUUCACUGCAGAUGGAAGUCCUUGGGUCAUGUCAAGGAAUUCAAAGGCUGAAUAUGUUUCUAAAGGCAAGAAGAGAUGAUGUUAGUGCAGGAGUACCGUCAAGAUUCUUGCAUGCGGUGAUUGGACCGAACUGCUGCGAUGUUGGAUCUGUUGCUUCAACCAUAAUGUAUGCUUUUUACUUGAAUGAAACAUUACAUGAUGACCAUUUAUGCACUGUACCUGUCAUCAACAUGAAAAGGUCGGAUGUUGAUUCUCAUGCUGAGCUCAGAUGGCUACUAGAUUCUUGCUUUAUUGAUCAAUCUUCCUUAAUUUUCGUUGAUGAGAUUGACCUGUCCUAUUAUGAACUAUAUGGGAGUCUUAAACUUGUUUUAGUCAAUUGUAGCAAGCUUCCAGCUAACCAAGAGGCAUUAAAGGAUGCAGUGGUUGAAAUUUUCAAUUGCAGAGAGGAAGAUACACAUUAUUCUUCAAGUGCUGCUGUCACUGUUGGGAAGGAGGCAUCAUGCUGCGCACUUAUUGCUCACAAGUUUGUACUAUAUUCACCAGAGAUACUGGCGGAUCAAGGUUUCAGUCGACUUCUGCUGGCAGGUAUACUCGUGGAUACUGGAAAUUUGAAAAACCCACAGACUACAACAAAGGAUAAGUACACGACCACCUUGUUGAUAAAUGGAGCAGGUCGAUUUGGAUGUAACGGUCUUUAUGAAAUUUUGAGAUACAAAAUGCAUGAUGCAGCUGACCCUAGAGCAGGAGAAGUUUUUCGAAAAGAUAGUAAAAGAUUGCUAAAAUCGGAUGCAGCUCAUGAUCCCACAAUGGGAGAAGUUUUACAAAAAGAUAUUAAAAAAUUGUCAAAAUCGGAUGCAGCUGACCCCAUAGUAGGAGAAGUUUUACAAAAAGAUGUUAAAAAAUUGGCAAAAUCGGAUGCAGCUGAACCCGUAGUAGGAGAUGUUUUAAAGGAGGAAGUCAAGAAAUUGUCAAAACCAGAUGAAGCUGAUCAAGGAGCGGAGGAAGUUUUGCAAAAAGAUGUCAAAAAAUUGUCAAAGUUUGAUACAGCUGAGCGUAAACUGGGAAAACUUUUACAAAAAGAUGAUAUAAAUUUGUCAAAAUCGGAUGUAGCCGACCCCAGAGCAGGAGAAGUUUUAUGGAAAGAUAUUAAAAGAUUGUCAAAAUCGGGGAAACCUGCUGGUGCAGGAUCAAGAAUGGGGAAUUCAAAUAUUGGAAUGAGUUCAGUCGGAAUACCUAUAAGAGAGCUCUUAACACAUCACUCUACUUCAGCUGAAUACAUAAGAAGUUUCCAGCAACAGGAGAAAUUUCGCAUCCUCUUGAUUGUUUCAGGGUAUUAUGAUGUGGAGAAGAACUUCAAGAGGGAGAUUCUAGUCUCAGCUGAAUCUGUCGAGCUUAUGAAAAGCCUGCUCCAUUUUAUCUCCUCCUACACGAAUGUGCUUCCACUCAAAGCUUUGCGCCAAUCAGGUCUAGCUGCUGAGAUGAGGGUGUUCGAGAUAGAAAAAAUUGUAUCAAGAAAAACGAUUGAGAAACUUCUGGAAGAAUUCAAUGAGAUAGCGGAAUAAUAUAAAGUUUAAAAGGUCAUUCCACAUUUUGUUGUUGUACUAAGAAUAUGCAUACUACCUCAUGCUCCAGUAAGAGCCAACAGUAUGCAUGCAUGCAUUACUUUUGUAGUUGCAAAGAAACUCUAUAUCUGCUAGUUACUAUAAGAUGUCCAGUUCUCUCCCAAACAUAGCAUGUAUUGUGGUAGCUUUCAUGCCACAUACAUGGAGAUAAUUAUUUUAUUUUUU
This is a messenger RNA of Capsicum annuum, 2543 nucleotides long. RefSeq lists its product as uncharacterized. The record is from RefSeq and is a predicted model, not a curated record. The transcript has 13 exons. Lineage: Eukaryota; Viridiplantae; Streptophyta; Magnoliopsida; Solanales; Solanaceae. The coding region runs from base 222 to 2318 and encodes 698 amino acids. Gene Ontology annotation, molecular function: exopolyphosphatase activity. Gene Ontology annotation, cellular component: cytoplasm.